Molecule: messenger RNA, 369 nt
Organism: Symbiodinium necroappetens
Lineage: Eukaryota; Dinophyceae; Suessiales; Symbiodiniaceae
Source: the annotation of a GenBank genome assembly
AUGCUGCAGUACUAUGAGUCCUACUACCAGUCUUUGGGAUACCCACCAGGCACCGCGACGCAGAUGCUGGGUGGCGCGGGCGCAAAUCAGCAGCAGCACCAGAUGGCUCUCCCAGCGCCAAUGAUGCCAGGUGCUAUGAUGCAAGCUGCUCCAGCAGGAACGCCAGCGCUUCAGGAUUCCGCCUGGAUGCAGCCUAGACCGAUGGGCCUGCCAUUGGCUUUACCACCCUCGCGACACCCUGGCAUGAUGGCACCGCCAACUCCGCAGAACCGUGGUCGUUCACCUCGAGGGAACGAGACCGGCAAGAGCUUCGGCGACUUGGUUUCGGAGACAAACAGGCGGCCGUCCCGGCAACUACCACUGUUCACG